This is a messenger RNA of Exophiala oligosperma, 3588 nucleotides long. RefSeq lists its product as uncharacterized. The coding region runs from base 1686 to 2270 and encodes 194 amino acids. The transcript is spliced from 2 exons. The record is from RefSeq and is a predicted model, not a curated record. NCBI's taxonomy places the organism in Eukaryota, Fungi, Ascomycota, Eurotiomycetes, Chaetothyriales, Herpotrichiellaceae.
CAUCAACAUGGGCCUGUGCCUCCUCUUCCAAAUCGAGCCGUACCGCAUGCUUGAUCUCUGCCCCAGCAAGAUGGUUCCUGAUCUGACCGUAUUUCUCGAAUCCAUCCGUCUUCGCAAAAUCAUGGUGCUGUUCCACGCUCCUCCAGCCCGUUAUAAGGACGUAUUCGCUCUUAACUUCUCCUUCCAGUGAUGGGUCAAACCCCUUGUCUAUUCUCCAGCCUCCCACUACUCGGUCAGAUCCUCCAAUGAAUGCUUCAAGGUGGUGUUUAUUCGUUUCGAACGUGGCUUUGAAGCUCUCUUUCUCGCCAUCUGUAAUAAAAUGCCGCACGACCGCAAUCACAUUCGUGUGCCACGGAGGAGGAGAAUGAGUUUGAUCGAUAUCCAGGUGAAACAUCCAUUCAACAGUGACCUGAUCCUUGAGCAGUUCAAGUAAUUCUUGGUUGUCUUGACUUGGAAUGAAGUUGGUCAUAUGAAACUCGACAGAUGGCCAAGCGCCAAAAAUGAAGAUCACGUCCGGAUCCUCCACAGCGCGAAAAUAGCGAAAGUCGAAGCCGCUGGCCGUCUCCAUGACACGUUUGGCUUGUCGUAGUUUUGCAUUCAACUCUGCUGUCGGCCAUUCCGUACCUGGGCGAAGUCGGAGAAGUGCAAGUUCGGUGACAGGCAUUUUGUUCAAAGUGCAAUUCUUGCAGCCGGCCUUAGUGAUCACCGGAGCCAAGUCACCAAACUACCUAUCAACUAUUCAGAAAGGGCCGUUCAUCUUGUCCAGUUGAGAAGUCCAAUCUUCUGAGUCUCCCUCUGAAUGCAGACUACCAAUGAGAUGCACUAGAUGCUUGAGUCAAGACAAGAGUCAGCGACUCCCUUCGGCCAUCGCAACCUCAAAGCCGUUGAUCGCAGUCUUUGCUCUCGCUCUACUCGAGGCAACUCUGUCAUGAGCCCCUCUGUGAUGGAUUGAACAGUCAUGGGAACUGGUGGACUCAAAAUAUCGUUUCAAUGUCUCGCGAGCCAUUUCGCUGUUGGGGGCCGAAUGUCGAUCGAGCUGACGGGAGAAGUCUGACUGAGAGCACACAUUUCUCUUCCAGAAGGAAUGUUCUUGACUUUGAUUGAGGGCAAUUGAACCACUGAAGCUAUGAUGCAUCAACUAAUGCUUCAUUGGUACCAAUUGUGAUGGGGUGGUGGUUGAACCUACUCUGUCGACGAUCCAUGCUCAGCUACGAGUGACGUGGAAUUUGAUCGCGGCAUACUGCUGGCGAGAUUCUCAUGGAAUUUUCAAAUCCGAGGCACAAGAAGGAAUGUUCAGCUGUACUUGUUGUAAUGAUUCUUCUAUUCAUUCUUGGCCAAACCACAGACGACUAUCGGCCUGCCCAAAAGUACCAGGUCGGGCCAACGUUCAUAUAUCGAAGGUUGGGAACUCAUGACACAUUGCUACCGUGAGAACUUGUGUUCAUCCUCUAUAUUCCACCCUAUGAACAUCAACAUAUGUGCAGGACUCAGGGCAGGACUCAGGACAGGAUUAACUUAGCAGUAAGGGAUGUGAUGAUGAUGAGACCUGGGCAAGCAUUCUUCUUCGACUACAGCCGAAGCGCUUUAAGGAUUGGAAUCUGCCAGGACAACUGGAGUAUUUCUGCAAACCAACCAAAUCCAAACAGGGCUCCGCGCGGUUUUGCCUUACAGGCAAACGAUCUAGCAUGGUGUCCAUGACCUCCUUGGCCGAAUCAGACUCGUACAACCAGGGUUAUGAUGUGAGGCUAAUGCAAGGUCGUAGCCAUACGCUAGGACUCAAGAGAACUCCGGAGGACUCAAGCCGGGAUGAUAUCAACCCGAAGCAAGGCAACUUUCAUGCGGAGAUGUUGACAACUUAUAUAUUAUCAGCCUCAUCGCCCGGCCUUUUCCUCUCUCUCUCGCCAUCUACUGUCAUAGACGUUGGUGCUAACUCAGUCCACCUGGGGUCCUUCCCACGGGCAGUACAUCCAACCUACCUUUUUCCAAAACGCAGCGCCCGCUUCUCAGCGGAAUGGGCCUUUGCGUUCCAAGGCUACAUCGGUCAACAAGGGAGUCGUCUUCUUGACUUUGACCCUUGGCAAAAUCAGAUCGAUUUCGGGCUCGAAGCCCCUGAUCAACUUUUUUGCGGCAAUGGAUUAGUUCAAUCAUAUCUGCGGCCCGGUACUGUCUCGACUCUCAACUACCGAGUCACUUCAGAUACUUCAACUCGGCUCCAAGCCUCCGCAGUCACGGUUGCCAACUCAUCCUCCGAAACUCUUCUCCUUCGAUAACUCUUCCCUGAACUCAACGAGUAUGUCGAUCAAUUUACCCCCGUCCCGGCUCAUUUAUAUCUCAAGGCCGAUGGUGAACCGUCCGUGUCACCCAAUCGUUUCGAUUCACACGAUCAAAGCACAAGCAUAUCAAGGCCAUAUCCUAAAUCCCCAGAGCACUUCUCUACUGGAAUUCCAGCUACACAGCUACCAUCACCCUAUAGUAUGACUUCUCGCUCUCUACUCGCCGACGGUUCAUGUCGGCCAUUGUCCUCCCCGUCCAGCGAUACCACAACUCCCCAACAUUCGAGCGCUUCGAGUGAUUGUGGAAGGUCACAAAAUUCCUCUACAAACAUGUGGCCCCGCGGAGAUGGACAUCACAUACGAGCAUCACGAUACAGGUGUGAUUGGCCUAGCUGUCAGUAUACAUCACAGCUUCCCAAAGCCGUGAGAAAGCACAGACUUACGCACCAAAAACCAAAAGACGAAGACUGCUACAGAUGCCUACAUCAUGGUUGUGGAAAGCUCUUCGUACGCAAAGACAAUCGCAACAGACACAGCCGUCGAUGCAAGUGGCCAAGUUUCUCAUGUGUUAUCCACAGUCACACCUGAUUCGCCCCUGGGGAGCAACUCUGAAUGAAACGCAGUCAUUAGGUGGUUGAGCAGAAGCUUUCACACCAAGUGAAGUCAUUGGCGAUUACAUGUGGUCAGCUGGCAGGACUCGUGUGCUCGCCAGAACGAGACAUCAGACGAUGUGGCCAUCUUUUAUAUCUGACCCUUGCGACUAACUCUUCUUUAUCCGAAAGUUGAGAUACGUUACCUAAUCUUCGGUUUCUCGCCACUUCUGCAUCCCACAGUGUGGUCGUUCUCAAGGGACUUGGUGGGUCAUGGUUGCUGUGGCCUCCGACUUCGACAUCGUGGCGGUUCCCUGGAUGUAUUAAAUCUACCUUCGUUUUGCGGAGGUCUAUAUCUAGAGUACUGCCGCGAAUUCGAGCUCGGAGGCCACUGCAAACCUGACACAGAGCGUUCGCUUGUGACGCUGUUAUGGAAAGAAGUAUAAGGCAGAUACCUAAGUGAGUAGGCCCUGUCGACCCAGGUGGUGGGGAGCCGCUGGAGAGACGAUGCAUGUGUUUAUGUUUAUGUGUAUGAAUUGGCCUCGUUGACUUUGUUUUUAAAAUCAUUCGGAUUUCAAGGACACCCAGGGAUGAACACGUCGAGAUUUCAUGAUACAUCGAUCAACGUGGAAAGGAGUUUUGGGAUCCAGGUUCAUGUGCUGGUGUAGAUUAAUUCUAUUUACUGUUAAAUAUGUAGAUUUGGGUGUUAUACUGCGUGACCUUGA